GAAACACAGUAUAAUCAACAUUCUCCCCCAGUCCCUCUCCUUUUACAACUACCUCCAACCCCCGCAAAACCCUUCUCUCUCUCUCGCACAUUUCUUCUUCCGAGAGCAGCAGCAGCCAGCAAACCGAACAUGGCUGCUCCCAAAGCCCCCGUACGCUAUGUCGGCAUCGACCGACAAUCCGCCGCCUUCCGCCUCAUGAAGCAAAUGGGUUGGGAAGAAGGCGAAGGAAUUGGAAAAGACAAGCAAGGGAUCAAAGGUUACAUCAGAGUUGAAAACAAACAGGAUACUACUGGUAUUGGACUUGAGAAGCCUAAUCAAUGGGCAUUUGAUACCACUCAAUUCGACAACAUUCUAAAAAAAUUGAAAGUGGUGCAAUCAGCAGAGAUCAAUGUUGAAGCUAAAGAAGACGAUAAUGCAAGUACUGAGACUUCUGAAGCUGUUGAGACAGCGAAACCAGUAAAGGUUACUCGACCACAAGGAAGGUAUAAGAAGAGGGAAAGAGGAAAGUUAGUUCAAACCUACUCUGCUCAGGAUCUUGAAGGAAUACUUGUGAAGAAGAUUGAUAAACCAACAAUCCCCUCAGAAGAUGAAGAAUUAGAGACAAAGGUUUCUGAUGGUCUCCACUACGAAGCUGAAGUUAUGGAGAUUAUAGAAUAUCCACCAGAGUGGUGGGGCUAUAAAAAUGGUUUUGUUAUCGGGGGCUUUCUUGGAGCCAAAUCUAAAAAGAGGAAGGCUGCUGCUGAUGAGGCUUCUAUGUCUAACAAAAAGAUCGGUUUUCUUGAAGAAGAUCAAGAGAAUCUGUACAAUCUUUGCCAAGAUAAAAAAACAACUGGGAAACAAGGUCUUGGUAUGAAAGAUAGGCCUAGGAAAGUUGCUGGUGUUCACUUUGGAGGGAAAAAGACAACCUUUGGUGAUAGCGAUGAUGAAGAUUCUGCGAGUGCUGGUUCUGAAGAGGGAGAAGAACACGAUGAGAUGCCUGAAACUGACAGUGGUAAAGAGCCAAAAGUGAAGCUGAAAAAGUUGUGCCGCCAGUUGCUUCGUCAGGUGCCUGGUAAAAAUUUGAAGCUCAAAGAGCUGAAAUCCGCGAUAGAUCAACAUUCUGCUACAAUUUUCUCAAGUUUCUCUUCUAAAGCAGAUGCUCUUUCUUUUCUAAGACAAAAGCUCGAAGGAAAUUCAAAGUUUUGUGUGGCGGGAAAGAGAGUGACCUUAUCUUCGAAGAGAAGGUAAAAUUUUGCAGAUGUGUCGUGAAUGUAACGAUAUGUACAUUGCAGAUCAGAUGCAAAUCUUCUACUAUAGCCGUGCAAGCCUCGAAUACUACUGCAAAGCUGCAGUCGGCUGUGAGGUUAUAUUUAUUCUUAUUUUAAAGGUAUUGCUAAUAGGUGUUAGGCGUCAUGUUUUUCACAAAUGAGAAUGUAAUUCUUUUCGCGGGAAAGCAACCUAAUGAGCUUGUUUAUUUGUUUGUAUCAAAAUCAUAGCAUGCUUUCUGUACGAAGGAAUAAGGAUGUUUAUUGUAUCAGUUUCUACUUCGAGUAGUAUCAAUUUUGGCCUUUUGUUUUUUUGCUUU
Spinacia oleracea (spinach) is the source of this 1564-nucleotide messenger RNA. RefSeq names its product G-patch domain-containing protein 1. The record is from RefSeq and is a predicted model, not a curated record. The coding region runs from base 130 to 1227 and encodes 365 amino acids. Gene Ontology annotation, molecular function: nucleic acid binding. The transcript has 11 exons. Gene Ontology annotation, cellular component: nucleolus. NCBI's taxonomy places the organism in Eukaryota, Viridiplantae, Streptophyta, Magnoliopsida, Caryophyllales, Amaranthaceae.